UCCACCCCCGCUAGGGUUUCCGAUUCGAUUUCGCCUCGUUUCCUCUCUCUUCGUCUUAUCAGGAGCUCCGACACCUCGACGACGACCUCUAAUGGCGGAAGAGCUCUCUUAUUCUUCUUCUCGACCGGAUAACAAGCGAAAGUUCGACGACCCGUCCGCCGCGGCCGCGCCACCAACGCGCCGCCCAACGGGCUUCUCUGCGCCGAUCUCGUCGCCGCCGCCGCCGCCGCCGCCGGAGAGCGGAUCCGGCGCGGCGGCGACGCCGUCCUACAACAGCGUCCCACCGCCACCAGAUGGGAUCCAGCUCGCGAAGCAGCGGGCGCAGGAGAUCGCGGCGCGGCUCUUCAGCGACGCCGAGGCGAAGCGCCCCAAACUGGAGAACGGUGGCGGCGCCACUGAGGGGAGUGACCAUUUGCAGAAGCCCACACUACCUUCUCAGCUCGCUAGCCCAGCAUAUCCGACAUAUGGCUAUCAGGGUUCAAGUAAAAAGAUAGAUAUACCGAAUGGAAAGGUUGGUGUUAUCAUUGGAAAAGGUGGAGAGACUAUUAGAUAUCUUCAACUGCAGUCUGGAGCCAAGAUUCAAGUAACUAGAGAUAUGGAUGCUGAUCCGAAUGCUCAGACAAGAGCUGUAGAAAUUUCUGGCACUUCCGAACAAAUUAGCAAGGCUGAGCAGUUAAUUAAUGAUGUGCUUGCUGAGGCUGAUUCUGGAGGCUCUGGCAUUAUUUCUGCUCGUCUAUUUGGUGGUCCCCAAACUGGUGCAGAACAAUUUCAAAUGAAAAUUCCUAAUAGCAAGGUUGGUUUGAUUAUUGGGAAAGGUGGAGAAAGUAUUAAGAGCAUGCAGGCAAAAUCUGGCGCCCGUAUUCAGGUGAUACCUUUACAUCUGCCUCCUGGUGAUACAUCGACUGAAAGAACAGUUUAUAUAGAUGGUACAAAGGAGCAAAUUGAAGCAGGAAAGCAGUUAGUGAAUGAAAUCGUUAACAGUGAGAAUCGUGUCAGGAACCCAACCAUGACUGGAGGCUACUCUUCACAAGGGUACCGCCCUCCCCGCCCCCCGACAACAUGGGGCCCACCAGGGGCGCCCCCCAUGCAGCAACCUGGCUACGGGUACAUGCAACCUGGAGCUUAUCCUGGUCCACCCCCUCAGUAUAACAUGCCUCAACAACAGUACCAAAGCUAUCCCUCACCAGCAUCCGGUGGUUUCCAGUCCAGUUGGGACCAAUCCAAUCCCUCUAAUCCACCAGCUCAGCAAUCUGCUCCAGGGACCGGAUAUGAUUACUAUAACCAGCAGCAAACACAGCAACCUAGUGGUGGGCCUUCUGCACCUGCUGACAAUACUGGUUACAAUUACGGUCAGCCCUACAAUUCUCAGUAUUCCUAUGGCGACUCCACUUAUUCACAGUCGACAGUUGGUCAACAAGGCUAUGGGCAGGAUAGCUAUUCUCAGCAAGGUUAUCCUCCAGCGCCACAGCAAGGUUAUUCUCAGCCAGUAUCAGCACCUCAAACCGGCUAUGAUCAUCAGCAAGGUUAUGGCACGACACCUGGUUAUGGAGCAGCUGCUAACCCUAAUCAGGAAGGUUCCUCAGCUCAACAAGCUCCCCUUUCAACUACUGUGAGCUAUCCUACUCAAGGCACUCCUUCAGGAUAUGGUCUGCCUCAAACUUCUCAGCCAGGUUACGGAGGCCAACCUCCAGCUCAGGCCGGAUAUCCUAAUUACGGGCAGCCCCCACCACAAGGCCAAAAGCCACCUCCACCUACUUCAGCUUAUGGGCAGGGCCCGCCACCAGUGCCUACUCAAUCCAGCUAUGGUACUUAUCCGCCUUCUGGGUACGGGCAACAGCAAGCGUAUGGUGGUGCAGGUACUACCAGCCAGCCGGCAUAUGGGCAGCAACCGCAGGCUUAUACCGAUCCUCAUGGUAGCGGUGGGUAUUCUUCACAGCCGCCGCCUGCGUAUUCUAGUGACAGUACAGGACAAGGGGCGGUUUAUGAUCAAUCUACUGCUGCCACUGCUGCUGCUCCGCCAUCCGCUGCUUCUACUGGAGCGACCAAAGCUUCUCCGAGUUGAUAUGUUUUGGUAAGUUUUCUCUGCAGGUUUCUACUCCGGCAUUCUAAUAUUUGGAUAGUUAGAAAGACAAUUUUACUGUUUAACUUUGUCCUUCAUUAAGGUGCUUUUGGUAACUGUAGUUGUCUUUUGUUGAAUAACUGUUGUUGACCUAUCACUUUUCUUGUAUCCUUUAUACUUUCGCUGUGUGUUAUUAACUCAGGUAAUGCAUCAGUGAUUUGGGAUUUUUUUUUUUUUU
This is a messenger RNA of Ananas comosus (pineapple), 2297 nucleotides long. RefSeq names its product far upstream element-binding protein 2. Bases 92 to 2062 code for a protein of 656 amino acids. Gene Ontology annotation, molecular function: mRNA binding. The record is from RefSeq and is a predicted model, not a curated record. Gene Ontology annotation, biological process: regulation of gene expression. Gene Ontology annotation, cellular component: cytoplasm. The transcript is spliced from 7 exons. NCBI's taxonomy places the organism in Eukaryota, Viridiplantae, Streptophyta, Magnoliopsida, Poales, Bromeliaceae.